ACGUCACUUCCGGAUGCGGCAGGACUCUGGAGUAGUAGUGCGAGGCAAGCGAAUUCAGCUCGGGUCUCUUUCGCUUCGUUAGCAUCGAGGCUAAUCAAUGACAGCUCUGUGUCGCUUUCGUGUUUCAGCCGCUGUAACACACACACUGUCCGCCACUGGUCCAGGAGCACCGCUUUCACCUGCCGAGAAGGAAAACGAGGAAAUGUCCAACACUUUAUCCCGUAUCGUCUGAGGAGUCGGCGGGUUUUUCAGUUGACGAUGAAUGGCCUGUCCGUCAGUGAGCUGUGUUGCCUGUUCUGUUGUCCUCCAUGCCCCAGUCGUAUAGCUGCUAAGUUGGCCUUCCUGCCCCCUGAGCCCACCUACACCCUUUUGCCUGACCUGGAAGCAGGCCCAGUGUCCACCACCACUACCACAGCACCCGGGCUCCGCUCUCGAGGCGGCGCUGCAGUAGGAGGUGGAGGAGGAACUAGCACUGUUGGAGCAGGAGCUGGUGGUGGCGGCACAGGAGGAGGAGGAGGAGGAGGAGGAGGGAGAGGGCGCUGGAAGCUCCAUCUCACAGAGCGGGCUGAGUUUCAAUAUUCUCAACGGGAGCUGGACGUCACGGAAGUGUUCCUGACGCGCUCGAGUCGAGGGAACCGAGUGGGCUGCAUGUACAUCCGCUGCGCUCCUACAGCACGGUUCACCGUUCUCUUCUCGCAUGGUAACGCUGUAGAUCUUGGGCAGAUGAGCAGUUUCUACAUCGGCUUGGGAACACGCAUUAACUGCAACAUCUUCUCCUACGACUACUCGGGCUACGGCGUGAGCACGGGAAAACCGUCCGAGAAGAACCUGUACGCGGACAUCGACGCGGCGUGGCAGGCUCUACGCACACGAUACGGCAUCAGCCCAGAGAACGUCAUCCUGUACGGGCAGAGCAUCGGCACGGUGCCCACGGUGGACCUGGCGUCACGGUACGAGUGCGCGGCCGUCAUCCUGCACUCUCCUCUCACCUCAGGCAUGAGGGUCGCCUUCCCCGACACCAAGAAGACCUACUGCUUCGACGCUUUUCCCAACAUAGAGAAGGUGUCAAAGAUCACGUCUCCAGUGUUGAUCAUUCACGGGACGGAGGACGAGGUGAUUGAUUUCUCGCACGGCCUGGCUCUGUACGAGCGCUGUCCCAAAGCAGUGGAGCCUCUGUGGGUGGAGGGGGCAGGGCAUAACGACAUCGAGCUUUACAGCCAGUACCUGGAGCGUCUGCGCAGGUUCAUCGGCCAAGAACUGGCAACCCAGCACACCUGAGGACCUCCCACACACCUCACCUUUCUCGCUCUCUCUCUCUCGUUUUCUCUCUCUUACCCGUUUACACUUCCUGUUUCAAGCAUCUCGAGAAUUAGGCUUUCAGAUCCCAAACGAAAAAGAACUCCUAUAUGCUUACGCUAUUUAUUUAUUUAUUUUUCCAUUUUGUCAGAUAGGUUUAUCCAUAAUAAACCACCAAACGCUUGGAGAAACAACGCUACCUCAAUGGAAAAAUAUUUCAAUAAUAUCGAAAUUUUAUUUUAAUAUAUAAAAACCCCCCCUUUUUUUUUUUUUUCGCUCACCAUAACAGAUCAAUAAUUCAAUAAAAGAAAUUAUAAAUAAAUUAGAUUAAUUAUAUACAAUAGUAUUACAUCUAAAGUAAUGUGUUGCAUUUUUAUAUACUUCAUAAAUUUUUAUAUAUUUAAUUCUAUUUAAGGGAAAAAAUAGAAUUAUGUCAAUACUAAAGAUUUCUAAAGCCGAGUUAAACGGACCUUAAAACCUGCCACCAAACACAAAGGAAGUGAGAUAAAUGUAUAUAAUAAAUACUUCAAUAAAUAUAUAAUAUACUCGUUAAGUGCUAGAAGUCGUGAAUUGAAGAAAUUAAAGAAAAUGAAUACAAAAGAAACCUCACCCGAAUAAUUUUUUCCGAGUCUCAUUAGUUUUUUAAGGAUUUUUUUUUUCCCUUUCUGUCAAUAAAUCUGAUUUAUACACAGCCACA
Molecule: messenger RNA, 1993 nt
Organism: Silurus meridionalis
Lineage: Eukaryota; Metazoa; Chordata; Actinopteri; Siluriformes; Siluridae
Gene: abhd17ab
Product: abhydrolase domain containing 17A, depalmitoylase b
Biological process (GO): protein depalmitoylation
Cellular component (GO): plasma membrane; endosome membrane
Molecular function (GO): palmitoyl-(protein) hydrolase activity
Source: RefSeq, a predicted model, not a curated record